UUGCUUAUAACUGCUUGUGCUAUUUUGGCUCUAUCCCAACACUUAACUCAAGCCCCGAGCAACACCUCUCUUAUGCACUGCAAAACCGGUUAUUUAAAGUAGGGGAGGGGUUUUGUGCUGAAAAGAAACAUACUGGUCCUCUGUUUAUAGUAACCAUGAGAGUGAAAGUAAAAGUAUUGAGGAAGACAAUUUCUGCUGAUUUCUCUGAAAAGUCAUCGUGUAAAGAGUAGUUUAAAAAAGUUUAGUUGAUAUUCAUUCUGGACUGACAGAAAGACACGAGUCAGUCAUGGCUUCUUCUACAUGCAUGUCAGCACCCGUGUGUCUCAUUGAAAAUGAUGACAGUGGGAAGCUGAGUGUCAGGAAAGAGGGCAAAGACAUUCUGGAUAGGAUCAAUGGACCAGUGGUUGUGGUGUCUGUAGUGGGACUCUACCGUACAGGAAAGUCUUAUCUUAUGAACCGUCUAGCAGGACAACAGACAGGUUUUGCUUUGGGCAAUACUGUUGAAUCAAAGACCAAAGGCAUCUGGAUGUGGUGCGUUCCUCACCCGUCUAUGCCAGGACACACGCUGGUGCUGCUGGACACAGAAGGACUUGGGGAUGUGAAAAAAGGAGACUCUCAGAAUGACGGCUGGAUCUUCUGUCUGGCGGUUUUGCUCAGUAGCACCCUGGUGUACAACAGCAGAGGAACCAUUGAUAAUGUUGCAGUGGAACAGCUGCACUACAUUGUGGAGCUCGCUGAGCAGAUCAAGAUCAGAUCACCAUCAUCUGCAUCAGAAGAAGAUGAAGAAGGGGAAGAAAAUUCUAAGUUUGUGUGUUUUUUCCCAUUAUUUGUCUGGGCGGUGAGAGAUUUCACUUUGGAUUUGGAAAUUAACGGACAAAAAGCGACAGAGGACGAGUACCUCAACUUUGCUCUUGAGCUGAAGAAAGGUGUGGGAAGAAAAAUCAGUGACUUCAACAUGCCUCGUGAAUGUAUCCGGAGUUAUUUUCCUUCCCGGAAGUGUUUCAUGUUCCCACCUCCAGCCUCACCAGAAAACAUGAGAUGUUUAGAGAGCCUUCAAGAGCAGGACCUUGUGCCAGGUUUUCUGGAGGCCACGCGUCAUUUCUGUGAAUACAUUUUUGUGAAAAGUGCUGUGAAAACACUGAAAGGGGGUCACAAAGUUACUGGAAAAUUGCUUGGACAGCUGGCUCAGAUUUAUGUAGAUACAAUCAGCAGUGGUCAGGUGCCCUGUCUGGAAAAUGCAGUGCUUGCUCUGGCAAAUCAAGAGAACCAGGCGGCUGUUCAAGAAGCUUUACAAGUGUAUAAGAGUGGCAUGUUGGAGAUAAGAAGUAUGUUCCCAGUAAGCAUGGAUAAUAUAACCUGCGUGCACCAGAAGUGCAGCAGUCAGGCAACUUCUGAAUUCAUGAAACGCUCUUUUAAUGAUAUAAAAGGAGAACACAGUACAAAACUGAAGGAUGAGAUAGAUAUUUACUAUGCAGCCCUGCUUAAUCAGAAUGAGAUGGCAUCUGAAGAAAAAUGCAAAGAGCUGUUAAAGAAACUGUUCUCUUACAUGAGUGAACGACUGCAGAAUGGAGCAUACAGUCAACCUGGAGGAUAUGAAGUCUACUGCAGAGACAGAGACGCCAUUAUUGCACUGUACCGUGGAGAACCAAACAAAGGAGUCAGGGCUGAGGCUGUGCUAAAUGAGUUUUUAACUCAGAGAGGACCUGAAGCAAACACCAUCCUUCACGCUGAUAAAAGACUCACUGAAAAUGACAAAAAGAUUCAAGAGGAGAAAGAAAAGGCGGCUCUGCUUAAACAGAAGUGUAAAGAGGAAGAGGAGAGACGAAUCGAGAGUGAACGAAUGAGGCAGGUGGAGCAAGAGCGUCAGGAGGACAGAAUAAGGCAGUUGCAAGAGAAGUUCAACAAGGAGAUUGAGCAACAGCGAGAGGAGAUGGACAGAGCUCUGGAGAGCAAGCUGAGGGAGUAUGAAGAGCUGAUGAAGAAAGGCUUUAAAGGGAAAGCUGAACUCCUUGGGGAAGAGAUCAAGAGUUUAAAAGAAGAAAAAGAGAAGAUAAGUGCAUCUGGUAAUGUUUUUAAAGAAUAUGUAAUGCCACUUGUCAGUACUGGUGUGGACGUAAUAAAAAACAUCCUAUUGCAGAAAACUAUACAAAGUGGCCUCACAGCGGUUUUUAAAAGAUAAUCUGAACCCGAAUACUGGUGUAGGAUUAACACGCUUUUGACACAUUAGAGCUAUGUAGCUCUCAAAGGGACACAGGGUUUUUCUUUCUUUCAUGUAUAAUAAAUAUCUUAGUACUGUAUUUGUGUUAACUUACAACAGAGUGCGAGAACUAUGUGAACUUUUUGAUCUAACAUUUGUGGGGAUAAUCAUAGUUAGAUCUUUCAAUUAUGUACUGUAUUCAUUUUUUUUUUUUUUUGCAAUAUUGGUAAAACAAUCAUGUCAUUAAAGUACGUUGAAAUUGUAAUGGGCAUUGUUUAAGUUAUUUUUAUUGCUGUAAGAGCCCACAAAUUACUAUAGCCUAGUACACUACUGUAGUACUUUGGUACCGGGAUACGUAUCUUACCGUGAAGUUAUAUUGGUGAUACAUAGCCUCAAAUCAGUUAUUUAGACUACUAUAAAUUUGAUAUGUCAUUAAACUUGCCUCAGUUUUUUCUUGGGUUAUCUCAGGGAACACAUACUGUUACAAUGUAUGCACUGUAUAUAGCUUUGGAUAAAAUGCAUGUAAUUUAAAUCCUUUUAUGUUUCAUAUGUUGUCUCAUCGGUCCCUUUAUUGUUAUACAGUAAAAUAGAUUAUAUUGUGAAAGUUUGUUUUCUCACUG
Messenger RNA from Misgurnus anguillicaudatus (oriental weatherfish), 2817 nucleotides. Lineage: Eukaryota; Metazoa; Chordata; Actinopteri; Cypriniformes; Cobitidae. The record is from RefSeq and is a predicted model, not a curated record.